AUGCAUUCUAAUGUGUCCGAAGUCUAUUCUGAUAAUGGUUGGAGAUGGCCUGUUGCGUGGAGGGAGGUUUGCCCGGCUCUAGAUCAGAUCGAUCGGGUUUCUUUACAUCCGAACGAAUCUGAUAAAUUUUGGUGGCGGCAUGGAGAUGAUAAGCUUGAUUUCUCGUCUUCUCGAGUUUGGGAUUCGAUUAGACAUCGCGAAGAUCCAGUUAAUUGGUGUGGUUUUGUGUGGUUUAGUCAAUGCAUUCCGCGUCAUGCUUUCUUAAUGUGGCUGAUCAUGAAGCGAAAACUGCUUACGCAAGAUAAAAUAUUGAGCUGGGAUAUUUCUCGAAGAAAAAACAUGAACAUGUUGUGUUGUUUACUUUGUUACGCGAACCAUGAUUCUCAUCAUCACUUGUUUUUUGAAUGCAAGUUUUCGGCCCAAGUGUGGAGUUUGGUUAGAGCUAAAGUUGGCAUGGAUCUAGUUCAGCCGAAGUGGGAGGAAAUUGUCAAUUGGUUGCGUGAUCGUGUCAAGUCAAAAGCUGUUAAUGACUAUGUUGCGAGACUAUUAGUAGCAGCGACUACUUAUUUCAUUUGGCAGGAGCGUAAUGCUAGGCUUUUUAAGAAUCAAUUGCGGCCCCCGGAAGCGAUAAGUGAACUCAUUACUCAACAAGUGCGAUAUAAACCAAAGAUGCGGGUACAUAUACUUCGUCUUCUAGAACAGGGGCAAGCACCUCUUCGACAAAGAAAUUCAAUGGCUAGUUUGCAUUCGGUUCGUUUAAAGGGGCUGCCCUUUUGUGGGUACUUCAUUUUCGAUGAUGGCGGUUGA
This is a messenger RNA of Helianthus annuus (common sunflower), 807 nucleotides long. RefSeq lists its product as uncharacterized. The record is from RefSeq and is a predicted model, not a curated record. The transcript has a single exon. Lineage: Eukaryota; Viridiplantae; Streptophyta; Magnoliopsida; Asterales; Asteraceae. Bases 1 to 807 code for a protein of 268 amino acids.